AUGCAUUACACCACCAUUGCCCUCGCCCUCUUCGCCGCUACCGGCCUCGCCCGCACCCAUCGUCUGAAGCAGAUGCCUUGGGCCAAUGCGGUCUCAUCCUUUGAGGACAGCGAGCAUGAGAUGUACAAGAUCUGCGAUAGAAGCUGUGGGCCUAAAGAACGAGAGUGCCAGGAAGGCUGGGAUUGCUAUGCUUGCUGCAAGGAAUUCGGUGAGACCAAGGAGCGUAAUGUUAUCUUCAAGUGGUACAAGGCCUAG
Molecule: messenger RNA, 255 nt
Organism: Aplosporella prunicola CBS 121167
Lineage: Eukaryota; Fungi; Ascomycota; Dothideomycetes; Botryosphaeriales; Aplosporellaceae
Exons: 3
Coding region: 1-255 (84 amino acids)
Source: RefSeq, a predicted model, not a curated record